AAAAAGAAGAGGUUCAAGUCCAAUGUUGCUCGAGUUUGCAUACUGAUGCGAUGUAAAGACAGUUAUGUAAAGUGUAAAGAAGUGUAGGUCAGUAGGUUUUAUGUAGAUUAUACAUCUGAAAAAUUAUAUUCCACGACUAAUCUCGUAAACGUUUACAUGAUAUGGACGUGUGAUGACAGUAUAGGAAACUGCAAAAAUGUAUUGUGCAUUAGGAAGAUGUUUUUGCAGGAAAGAUGCAGUAAGAGCUUUAAGUACGGGUGAAAUAUCCACUGCACUGCGACCUUUUUAUUUUACCGUUCACCCCGAUCUUUUUGGACAAUAUCCCACGCAAAGAACAGUAAAUGAAAAUUCUUUAAAACAACUAAGUUCUAUUAUAGAAAGUUUACAACAACAAAGACCAAUAAGACCUACCACUUUACCAUUUUAUUUACGCUCAAAAAAUGAAAAGGAACUCAAGGCUGGAAAAUUUACUUUGGUACAGAUACAGUUGAAAGAAAAGGAUUUAAGACAAACUAUACUUUCUAUCUUGAAGACAUGUGAUUUGCCAACAACGUUUGUAGAUCAAAUUGAAGAACAAAAGCCACCAGAUAGUACAAAGUACAAGUCAAGAUAUUGGCAAAGAAAAGGAGCUGGGGAAGAUAUAGAUUUCUCAGAACUAGAAGAUGAUCCUAUUUAUGCAUCUAUUUUAAUGAAAAGAAAAAUUAAUUCAGAACCUGAUGCUCUUAAGGCAUAUUUAGAUAAACACAUUAAUGAAGUACAUGUGAAGUUAGAAGCAUGUAGACCAAUGAGAGAAGAAGUACAAAAGUUAGAAAAGAUAUUAUGUUCUGAAUUAGGUUUGAAAAAUAUUAUAUGGGACUGUGGAUGGAACAUAGCUCAUUACAGGGGAUGUUUAUUAGCUUUUAAAGCAUUAGCUGAACAUCAUCCUGAACCAAUGGAAGUACUCAAAAAUAGGACACUUGUCUUUGCCAAUGAUACAGGCAUAAGUGUAGAGGGAAAUGUUAUGUUAAAUUCAGGUGAAGUUAGACACAAUUGGCUUGAUUUAAUCAAGAACAUUCAAAAGUAUGAUGUGGUAUUAUUUAGAUUACCAGCUUUCGAAAAGGCAGUUUCACAAGUGCUUCUUGACAUUAAAGUUGGUCGACGGGUACUCUAUAUGUGCAGGAAAUUCAUGCCAAAAGUAAUGGUUAGCCAGUAUGAACGUCAACUUCGACAACUUACAACAACCCUCUCGGAUUAUCGAGGACGACGAAAUUAUCCGAAAAUGUGGCCAGCCGAUUUAUCUACUUAUGAAAUCGUAAUUGAAGCUGAAGCAGGUCCUUUAAUGCUCUCUCCUACUGGACAGUUUAUAGUUCCAUCUUCAUGUCCAAGUUUCCUUUUAGUAAACUUUAUUACUGAUAAUUUAGAAGAAGCCACUAAAAGAUUACAUCAUUACAAUAACAUAAAAUAUGUAGAACGUGAACUACAUGACAAAACAGUCCAGGAAUUGGGAUUGACUGUUUUAAAUAAGGAUGACAGUAUAACUCCUGAUUUGAUGAUACAAUGCUGUGAACGCCUAUUAUUGCAUAAAAGCAUUCUAGCUCCUUUAUUGAAAGGUGUUAUGCUUUGGGUGACACAUUAUUACUCUGUCAUGAGUGAUGGUGUAUUAUGUAUUCCAUGGGACUGGAAACUUUGAGUUUCAGUGUAAAAUAUUUUCUAAUGUCUUCUUGCCGUUUUUAUCUUCGUACCGAUCAAUAGAACAAUGACAAAAAACUGA
This is a messenger RNA of Bombus pyrosoma, 1750 nucleotides long. Its product is annotated as T-cell activation inhibitor, mitochondrial-like. The coding region runs from base 197 to 1669 and encodes 490 amino acids. Gene Ontology annotation, cellular component: mitochondrion. The record is from RefSeq and is a predicted model, not a curated record. The transcript is spliced from 9 exons. NCBI's taxonomy places the organism in Eukaryota, Metazoa, Arthropoda, Insecta, Hymenoptera, Apidae.